AUACAGGCUUUUUUUUUCAGUGAAAUGGCUAAUGCUAUCGGUGAACCUGUUGACAACAUUUUAGAAACACUUCUGGACUUGUUUCCCAAAACAGUUGACACCAUCUCGCCUUCUAAAGGUCACCUUAUUUCUGGAAGGAAAAAACCUUUUCCUCCUCCUCCAGAAGAAGAAUUAGUGAAACGCCCCCCUAUUGUAACAAUUAUGGGACACGUAGAUCAUGGCAAAACUACACUUUUAGAUUGCUUAAGAAACUCACGUAUUGUAGAAUCAGAAUUUGGUGGUAUAACGCAACAUAUUAAAGCCUUCACUUUGAACGACGGUGCGAAUUCCAUCACCUUUUUGGAUACUCCUGGACAUUUAGCUUUUGCCCAAAUGCGAGAAAGAGGAGCCAAUUCCACUGACAUUAUAGUUCUAGUUGUCGCGGCUGACGAUGGCGUGAAGGAACAAACCGUUCAAUCGAUAAAGUAUGCAAAAGAGUCAGGAGUCCCCAUUAUUGUUGCAAUUAAUAAAUGCGACAAGCCGACUGCGAAGCCGGAAGAAGCAAAACGAUCAUUACUUCCUUAUGAUGUAGUUGUGGAAGAUUUUCACGGAAAUGCUUUAUGUGUGGAAAUCUCUGCUUUGUACGGGACGAACAUUGGUGCAUUAAAAGAUGCCAUAUUAUUGCAAGCAGAGGAGUUGAAUUUACGCAGUUCACCGAAGGGACGAGUUGAAGGAAUUGUCAUUGAAUCUACUUUUUUUUGUUUUUGCUUUACGGUGCGAUAUACUUUUUUGCAUCAACAGCAUUUUUUAGGGCUUGGAAAAGAAUGUGUAAUGAUUGUGCAAAGGGGUACGUUAAAGAAGGGCUGCUAUUUAGUAGGUGGGACAUCUUUUGUUCGUUCAUUGAUGGACGAAUCGGGUCGUGAAGUCAAGGGAGCAGGACCAAGCACUCCUGUUAGAGUUUUAGGAUGGAAAGAUUUAUUGCCGUCACCAGGAGAACGAGUGUACGAAGUUCUGAAUGAACGUCAAGGGACGAACAUUGUAUCCUAUCGUAAAAAGAAAAAUAUGGAGAAAAAGGCGGAUGAAGAUUGGGCAUUGAUCAAAGAAAAGAGAAUGGAAGAAAGGGCAAUAUAUAUGAGUAAUCGACAGAAAUUAUUAGAUAAAGGCAUUCGUGUGGGUUCAACACUACGGGCAGUUGUGCACAAGGUCUACUCAAGUAAAUCUGUAUUGCCGAAUUUUUUUAAAAGUAUUCCCGAUGUUGAUGGAACUUUGGAAGCUAUUUUGAACGUCUUACAUACGUACUCUUCAGUUAAGGUGAAACUGCAGAUUGUUACCGCUGAAGUAGGAACUCCAGCGGAUCUAGACAUUAAAUUAGCUAGUGAAAUGAACGCUGUAAUCUACUGUUUCAAUGUGACGUCAAGCCCAGCUGUAGAAGGUGCAGCGGAGAGACUUGGUGUUACUAUAGAGAAAUUUAAUGUGAUUUAUCACUUGGUAGAAAGCUUGAAGGACCGACUUUCUGAACAAGUGCCUAUGGAGCUGGAGACGCAAAUUGUUGGCGAGGGUCAAGUAAUAAAGGAGUUUCUUGUGAGCUACGGGGGUAAAAAAAGACGUUCUGUUGCAGGUGUUUUGGUGCGGUGGGGGACUUUCAAAAGGAACUGCACCUUUCGAUUUCUGCGGGCUGGAGGAGUUUAUUAUGAAGGAAAGGCAGAAUCAUUACAAUGUGAAAACCAGGUAAAAAUGAAUGUUUGUACCGGCCGAGAAGUUGGAAUUGCCAUGGAAGACAAAACUUUACGAUAUAAGGAAGACGAUGCAGUCGUCGCCUUGGAAGAUGUUCCAGUCAAGAAGGCUAUUGAUUGGAAUCCUCCUGGGUUUUAA
Enterobius vermicularis (human pinworm) is the source of this 1851-nucleotide messenger RNA. Lineage: Eukaryota; Metazoa; Nematoda; Chromadorea; Rhabditida; Oxyuridae. The record is from the annotation of a GenBank genome assembly.